This is a messenger RNA of Zootermopsis nevadensis, 4574 nucleotides long. RefSeq names its product ras-associated and pleckstrin homology domains-containing protein pico (gene pico). Gene Ontology annotation, biological process: signal transduction. The record is from RefSeq and is a predicted model, not a curated record. NCBI's taxonomy places the organism in Eukaryota, Metazoa, Arthropoda, Insecta, Blattodea, Termopsidae.
GUGAUCGGGCGAGGUACGAGCUUGGUGGACGCGUGUGACGAGGCAGGGACAAAUCUUAAAAGGAACAAACCUUUUUAACUCUUUACGUGGAACUUCGCUUAAUUGGGCCAAAGUUUUCUAGUCCCGAUGUGUCCCUAUUAACGGGAAUCCACUGUAUUCAAAAAUACAGUGAGGACAUCUGGCGGCUGUGCCGUGUGGAUUGGAAAUGUGGCAACCGACGCUGUGAUCCCGCGUAUCGGUAAGGCGGUUCCCUUCCGCCCGACAUCCUCACUGUAGAAUACCGCUGUGUAAUGUUUCUGAUAAUAUGACAAAAUCUUCUGUCGACUCCACCUAAUUUUUCUUUCCAGAAUAAAUUUAACAUAGACAAUGAAAUCGGGUGUUCUGAGUAGUGGCGUGGGCUCUACCGAUGAUGUAUGCAUCACAGAAUCCCAGAUAGGGCCGGAGGAGGGGGGGGACAUGUACUUCCGGUUUGGAGGCUCCAUCGUCGCCUUUCAUGUGUUAGUUGAUCUUAUACCCCGCGCGUGUGCAUAUGAACAGGGCGGUUCUCCGUUUGCUGUAAGGCCACUGCAGUAGGUGCCAGAACAGGUUGCUCCGGAGCUAUGGACUGUGAGGAUUCGUCGUACAACUCGACCAGCGAGCCGGAGCCCGAUUCUGACCCGGAAGACCCGGAGCGUCUCCUCAACGAGUGGCUGGGCGAACUGGACAGUCUGACAGUGGGGUUGGACAAUGUGAGCUCUGGGGCACUGCGCCCCCUCAACUCGGACCUCAACACACCCCGCAUAGACAGCUACCGCUUCUCCAUGGCCAAUCUGGAGGACUCUCAGGAUGUUGAUCUGGAUGCCAUCUUGGGCGAGCUUUGCGCAUUGGAGAACCAGUAUGACGCUGCACUGACGGGUGGGAGGAACAUUUCCCAACAUCCAGGCCCCAAGAGGACUUCUGUACCCAAUACAGGGAUGGACAGAGGAAUUCAGCACCAGUCGCUUCUGCAGCAGCAUCGGAGAACGCACUCCCGUUCCAGCUCCGAGGGCAACCGACUGCUGAAGCUAGAUCCUAGUGAUACGGACCCACUAACAAAAACUGAAGGCGGUGUUCGGACAGAGAGCCCCGACAAUGACUCCGCCUUCUCGGACAAUGUGUCCAUGUUAUCGAGUGAGAGCUCUGCCUCCAGUGGCGGUAGUGGAGGUCGCGCUGACCCUGGUGGCAAACCCAGUGGACUCAACUUAGCACCUUCUCCCACUCAGCAGGACGCUGCAAGUCGUGCCAAAGCAGAGAAGAUCCGUAUCGCCCUAGAGAAGAUGAAAGAGGCAAGUGUCAAAAAGCUGUUCAUCAAAGCAUUCUCAGCUGACGGAAGUACAAAGAGCCUCUUGGUGGAUGAAAAGAUGACUUGUGCCUAUGUGACACGCCUCCUUGCGGACAAGAAUCACGUCCAUAUGGACCCCAAAUGGGGAAUUGUGGAGCACCUGCCCGAUCUGUACAUGGAACGAGUGUAUGAGGACCACGAGCUUCUGGUCGAAAACCUCAUGAUGUGGACCCGAGACUCAAAGAACAAGCUCCUCUUUUUGGAGCGGCUGGAUAAAACUGAACUGUUCUCCACACCCGAGAACUUCCUCCUCAGCCAAUCUGACCGCAGUAACACAGACUUCGAUGACCAUGCAAGGGCCAUAUUGCUAGAGGAGUUCUUCUCAAGCACAGGUGUGGGUGUCCCUGAGGUUGAAGGGUCUCUGUUCCUUAAGGCAGAUUCCAAAAAGGGCUGGAAGAAACACCACUUUGUACUGCGGGCUUCUGGGCUGUACUACUGGCCCAAGGAAAAGGCGAAGUCAUCCAGAGACCUCGUCUGUCUCGCUACCUUCGAUGUUAACCAGGUAUAUUAUGGCGUUGGGUGGCGCAAGAAAUUCAAGUCCCCAACAGACUUCUGCUUUGCGAUCAAGCACCCGAGGCUGCAGCAACCCAAGUCCAGCAAGUACAUAAAGUUUCUGUGUGCCGAAGACCAGGCGACGCUCGACAGAUGGGUCAUGGGCAUUCGUCUUGCCAAGUAUGGGCGACAACUCCUUGACAGCUACCGCAGCCUAGUGGAUGACCUUGCGCAGGAGGACCUGGACUUGUUAGCCCAUGCUCGAUCGUGUUCUGUCAGCUCGAUUGCAGGAGGUGGCACCGGCCAGCCCGCAGGCACACCCUGCAGUCACAGUGGUUCAGAACCUGAUCAAGACCAUGACCCACUGCAGCCCACUGUGACAGUUACCCCCACGUACAACCACAACUUCCAUUCCGCAGUGGAUGGGUUGCCAGGACCACAAUUACGGCGGAGGGACUCGUCCCGUAGUAGAGCUUCCAGUUCUAGCUCGAGUGGUUGCAUGAGUGAUGGGGGGGCACCCUCAUCUUGUUGCGAGGUGGCAUUUGAAUGUGAUUUCCCCACAACUGGAACCAUCAAACGCAAGCCGUCCAUGAAUCCCAAGUUGCCCCUCACAUCCAUCACAAGACAGCUCAAAGAGGUUGGUGAGACUGUGGUCGAGGGAUCAUCUUCGCCUGACACAGACUCGCGUAGUGGUACUCUCACUAGAAAUGGAACAAGGCAGAGCAGGCGUCGCUCAUCAAAUAUUUCAUCGGAGGAGUCCGGAAGCAAUUCCAGCACACUUAAGCGAUGUCACAAUCACCAUCGAGGGUCUAACUCUGGCUCGUCCUCCAGUGCUUCCACGCCGAUCAGGGAGCAGCCCAUGGAGCUUAGCCCUGUGGAAUUCCCAGCACGAGUGCCAGCAAACGAUGUGAUACAGAAUGGCGUUGAAAUCACAGAGCCCAUGACUCUUGGCUGUGAGCCACAAGAUGGUGUGGAAGCUUUUGACUCGUUGCCUCCUCCGCCUCCUGAGAUGUUCCAGAGCACCCUUAGUCUGGAUUCUCUUCCUCCACCCCCUCCACCAUCAGAGCUGCCAGUGUACACAGAUCUUGGGGGCAGUUCUCUAUCCCUCCUCUCCCUGCCACCACCACCCAGCCCCUGCAUCGACUCUGCCACCAUCCGUAAGCAACAGAAUCUACCACCACAUCAAGCGAACAAGCUACCCACUCCUCAGUCAUCAGCGUCAUCCACCCCCACCAAUGUUCUCUCACCUUCUACAACGCCUACUAGAACACGGCCGCCAUGCUUUUCCCCCCCUUCCAGUCCCAGGGCUUCCACAACCCCACGUGUGCCUCCCAAACCAACGCCCAUCACCUCCAGACAGGGCUCCCUGUCCCGACAACAAAGUCUGGAGAGUGGAAGUUCGUCGCACUAUGCUGUUCCCCCUUAUCUUGCAGAGCUGAAGGCUGGCUCACCCCUCAUGGCUCGCAAAGCAUCUGUCACCAGUGCUACAGGAUCUAGUCCGAAAAGUCCCAUUAGUCCAGCCACCCCGUCAUCGCCACCACAGUCAGCUGUUGCACCAAAGAGCCCAAUCUUGUUGACCAAACAACGCACGCGGACUGUCACAAAAAAGAUCUCAUUUAACUUCACUCCUGAAGAGAUAGGUGGGGGUAGUAGUGGUACAACUACUCCAUCAUCUCCAACUUAUGGCAGCAACAGGAAACCAUUGCCACCAAAACGAAGUGAGAGCACAAGACUGAGCACAACACCCAGUCCUAAGAGGCUCUCAGAUGCGGACUCUACCCUUACACCACCUCCCAAGGACUUCCUUAAGGACCUGCAGCGAAUCAUGCGCAAGAAAUGGCAGGUGGCUCAGAAGUGCAAGUUGGAUUCAUCCACAACACCACAUGAGGUGCUAGGCUUCCGGGAUCCUCCUCCGCCAGUUGCCGAUUAUCGCGAGACGAAUGUGAGUAAUUGGGUACAGGAACACUAUGGCGCGAGAGACAAUCUUUACGAGAAUGUCUAUUUGGUUGGAGGCGGUCCGUCUGUGCAGGAGGUCACCUAUGCAUCACGGAGUCAAACGGUGCCAUCUUCAGUAGACUACUAUAGCAGGCAGCAGGCCAACAGCGUCGCCAUGGCGAUAGCCAACAAGAAGAGGCCGCCGCCUCCUCCACCAAAGCGCAGCGAGACCACGCAGCUGUCAACAGCGCGGCUUCACUGACAGUACAAGCAGCGCUAGUCACUCUCAUGCUGACAAUAUAAUUAAUUUAUUAAUUUUCAUCUGUUUCUGCGGCCCCUCGUCUUGUACUUCCGUUCGUGUGUGAUGACUAUUCGACAAAUUUUUAUGGUGCAUUGAUUUUUUUUAAAGUAUAAAUGUAUUCUUAUGUGUAAAUAAUUUUUUUUGUAACAUCAGUUAGAUGGAUGCUUCAACGGAUUCUUUUUUAAUUAUCGUAAUUGAGCGCAAUUGAAGAAGACAUUUCUGAUGAAUGAAUUCUGCAGUGAAUGAAUGUUUCCUGUCCUGUAAUUGUGUUCCCAAAGUCUGGGGAAAGAAGCGUGGAUUUGUAAGUGUUCAAAGUGUUCGAGCAAAGAACGAAAGGUGUGGAAACGAGAGACGAGUCUGGAGCCAAUGAUGGUUUCUCUUGAUCGAUUUCCUAUGAGUGGAGAAGGGAUCACAAAUUUCAGGCAUAACUCGUAAUAAAAUUAUACGGUCCCCACGUGUUUUCGGCUGCAAAUGAAGAGUCUCGUC